Molecule: messenger RNA, 1227 nt
Organism: Stegodyphus dumicola
Lineage: Eukaryota; Metazoa; Arthropoda; Arachnida; Araneae; Eresidae
Source: RefSeq, a predicted model, not a curated record
UGAAACUUUCCUUUUCAGGUCUUCAAUUACAGUUUGUAUGAAUGACUAAACACCUGAAUUAUUAAUAAACUCCCAAAUGGAGCUUUGUGAAAACUGUGGAGAAUUUGCAGUGGAUGAAGACGAACUUGUUUGCAAAGCUUGUGGCAUAGUUACUGAUGGAAACAAAUUUAAUCCUGAAAGUAAUAAAUUUCCCAAAGUUUUCAAUCAAUACUCAACAAGCCGUUAUCAUCUGAAAUCAUCAAAGUAUAAAAAAAAACCAGAAAAUCUGGUCUAUGGAUUAGAUAUAUUGAAAUAUUUAGUUCGAGAAUACAGUAUCACACCAGAUGUGGAUAAUGAAAUCCGUGAACUUUAUAAUACAGCAUAUUCAAGAAGGAAAUGUAAGUGUAAGGAAGAUGUUGGUGUGCUUGCUGGCUGCUGCUUAAUGCAAAUUCAGAGGAAGCAUGGCCUCUUUUUCUCUGUUCAAGACUUAUGUGGCAAACUUAAGUGCAGUAAGAAAAAAUUUUAUCAUAUAUUAAAAUUUGUAAAAUCUUUUGCUGGGAAUGAAAACAUUGAAAGUAAACAUACUUCAUCUGAAGUCGAUGUGAAUAUUGAAAUACCUAAACAUGUUAAAGAUAUGAUUCCUGUACUAUUAAUAGGCAUACCUGAAGAAGAGAGAGAUAUACUUAUUGACAAAACAACUAGAUUACUUAAGCUUGCUUUUUCAUGUUGGAUACUUACUGGAAGGUCACCAAAAGGUGUCAUUAUUGCUGCUGCAUUCUUGUGCUGGAAAUCCAUGCAUCCCAGCAGAAAGACUUUUCCUUUGACAAAAUUUUGUUCCAUGUAUUCCUUGUCUAACAGUCAAGCAACCAAACGAACUUCUGAACUCAAAGCUGCUCUUUUGAAACUUGCAAAAAACAUACCUUCGUAUAGUGAGAAUUAUGUGAAUGAAAAAAAUGUGACUCUUCAUUUAGAUUUUAUAUUAGAAAACUCUGAAACUUUACGCAAUGAUCUUCUCACAAAUGAAUAUUUGGAAGAAGAAAUAAACUGUAAGGAGUAUAAGUCUUUUAGGGUGCAAAGGAUAAGGCCUGAACGAGAAAUUGGUGAUAAUACUCAAUGUGAUCUUGAUAUGCGAGCUUCUGAUGUUGAAAUAUCAGACACAGAAAUUGAAUCUUAUUUAAGAAGUGAUGAACAAGUUAAAUUAAUUUCUUCCCUGCAGAGCUUGGAAUAAAUUUUGUUUAUUAUAUUUGA